Chrysemys picta bellii (western painted turtle) is the source of this 2438-nucleotide messenger RNA. It is a transcript of the gene FITM2, whose product is annotated as fat storage inducing transmembrane protein 2. Gene Ontology annotation, molecular function: coenzyme A diphosphatase activity. Gene Ontology annotation, cellular component: endoplasmic reticulum membrane. Gene Ontology annotation, biological process: lipid storage; lipid droplet organization; phospholipid biosynthetic process. Lineage: Eukaryota; Metazoa; Chordata; Testudines; Emydidae. The record is from RefSeq and is a predicted model, not a curated record.
CACGCGCGGUGACGCAGUACGGCGGCCGGGAGAGGCAGGCGGGCGCCGCCGGGGCAGUGUGAUCAUCUCGUCCGGCUGUCGCUGCGCUGGGAGUGAGCGUACUCGCGAUGGAGCCGCUGGAUCGCUGCGCCCGGCCCCUGCGCACCGCCCUGGUGCGGAGCUCGAUGCGGCUAUGGCUGCCCUGGGGCCUGCUGGGCCUCAUGCUGGGCGGCUCCCUCCUGAAGGCGCUGGGGCCGCUGCCCGACUCCUACAUGAGCAGCAAGCGCAACCUGCUCAACAUCUAUUUUGUCAAAUUGGCCUGGGCCUGGACGUUCUGGCUACUGCUACCCUUCAUUGCCAUCACCAACUACCGUCUCAGCCGAAACGUCCUGGGGACGCUGCGGCGUAUCAGCACCCUGCUGGUGGGCACCGUGGCCUGGUAUGUCUGCACUAGUCUCUUCUUGCACAUAGAGGAUUUCACUGGCAGCUGCUACAAAUCGCCAGCACUUGAUGUGCUGUUCCAGGAGCACCUCAGCAAGUGGCAGUGCCGCCAGGGUGGUGGCUUCUGGCACGGCUUCGACAUCUCAGGGCACUCCUUCCUCCUAACCUACUGUGCCCUGAUGAUUGUGGAGGAGAUGGCUGUGUUGCAUGUCCUGAACACCGAUCGGAGCCCACGAUUACAUGCAGUGGUCAAUGCCCUGUUCGUUGCCUUGAGCUUUCUCACCCUGAUCUGGGUCUGGAUGUUUUUUUGCACUGCUCUAUAUUUCCAUGACUUCUCCCAAAAAUUGUUUGGCACCCUAGUGGGUCUAUCAGCCUGGUAUGGAACAUACAGGUUCUGGUACUUGAAAUCCUUUUCUCCUGGACUUCCUCCCCAAAACACUAGCUUGAGUUCAAAGAAGCCUAAUUGUAGCAGAUAAAAGUUUCUGUGUUUCAGAUUUUGUUUUAAAUACAGGAAUAUUAGUUUGUCCAAUGCUACUUUUUUUUUAAUAGUAAAGAGCAUAUUUAAGGGGAUGGGAAGAAAGGCCAAUAGUCUUUACAGUCUGAUGCCUGGCUUGUGGCUAUGAUACGGUUCCUGGUGAGCAAAUGUUGAUAUCACAGAACUGCCUACCGUGAUUGGGUAUAAUUGGCCACCUAACUGAAAUCUGAGCAGAGAGGCCAAGGGUUGGAUCCCACCUGGAGACUGAAUUAUCUUCUCCCUUCCUGUGGGUCUUGCUGGGGCAAGCUUGAGGCCCAUUGGCGAGGUGCUGUAAGGAAAGCCUGCACUGCUGCCUGUGCUCUCUCUACCUGUUCUGUCGAUAAACAGAGGAUCCAGGAUUGACAGAGGUCUUCAGUCUUUAGGGCUGUCAAACCAACACCUUUCACUGAUCUGAAAUUCAUCGUUCUCUUCCCCACCCCCAUCUUUUUUUAAGAUAAAAUAUUUCAUAUGGUCCAAAUCUUGUGCUAGGUUUUAAGUCUGACUUUUUGAACACUAGUUGUAAACUUUACAAAUGUGCCUGGGGCAGUGUAAUGGUGCUAACUAUUGCAACAGACUUUUAAUUGGCAAUCAAAAUGCACUUAUUAAAGCAGAAUGGAGCUGGGUUGUGAAGCCUCACAUUCUCAGACUGUUAAAUACUUUCACAUCCCAUAAAUCUUAAUUGGCCAUCUGUAUAUUCAGCAACGAGAAGAGACACUUUGUUUUUUGAGACCCAGAGUCUAAUGUUGGGUCAUAGCUUUAAAUUGACUGCUACUCUCAAUCUUUGAAAAUGAAUUCCUAAAAAAUAAGUUUUAUUGCUUCAGUUGAUUUUUAAAAAAUCGAUUUGUCCCUUUAUUCUUAACACUAAUUGUAAAAAUAGCAAGGUGGUAUGUUUUGUUAAAAUGUAAUAAUAAGACGACUCCUCCCAAUUCUCUGUUAAUUGGCUUGUACAAAAAUGUUAAUGAUUUAAAAGAUUUUUUUCUUCAGAUGUUAUAAGUUGCAAAUUUUGUAUUUGCAAUAAAAAAGCUCUGUUUGAUGUGUACCUUUCAGACGCCCUGCGGAUUUCUGGCCUCAUGUAACAAGUGCACUGACUGGACCCACUAUAUCUUGAAUCACUCUGUUUAUUGGGGAUUGUAUGUAAUACAGUGUUUGCCAAGGGUACUAUAGCAAUAUGCUUAAAGAAAUAUUUAUUCUUACCUUUUUGUUGGCAUCAAUAAGCUAUUUUAAUUGCAUACUAAGCUGUGGCAAAAAGUGGUAGCCAGUCAAACCCUAUUAUGAUGUACAGAUUGGGACGUCUCUGUUCUGUCCUUCAUGUGAGAUGGACAUUUAGCAUAAUUUUUAGUUUAAAAAAGUUUUAUCUUGUUUUACAAAAGGCUUAUUCAUGUCAGGGUACACAAACCAAAAUCAGUUUUACAGCAGUAGUAGUGAGUCCAGCAGGCUAUCAAAAGCUUUUCGUAGCUCAUCUGUAUGUCUGCUAAACUGUAGCUAGUUCUAAUAGCACAGUAAU